Mesorhabditis spiculigera is the source of this 1533-nucleotide messenger RNA. Lineage: Eukaryota; Metazoa; Nematoda; Chromadorea; Rhabditida; Rhabditidae. The record is from the annotation of a GenBank genome assembly.
AUGCGUCGUCCUGCUUCGGACGAAACGCCCCCGUCGAAGAGGCGCAGGAAUAAGAAGCAGCGGAAGAAGAACAGCAAGCCGGACCACUCGCCGCAAUGCUCGCGCAAAUCGAAGACGCGCAUGUGGAUUCAGGGCGCCUUUAAAAAGCAACGCCCCAAGAAGAGCGCCGGCGAGAGUGGAAAGACGCUGACGAAAUCUGGGUCUGGCCGCAAAAAGAAGGGCUCAUCGGGCGGCACCGAGAGAUCGCAGUACUGUCAGCCCGCCAUGCCGGGUCCUGGACUCCCGAUCGCCCACACGCCCGAUGGGGAGAAGAGGCCGGAUAGGGCGGAGAGGGAUCGAGAGAAGGAGAGAGAACGGGAGAAGGAGAGAGAGCGAGAGAAAGAGAAGGAGAAGGAGCGUGAGCGAGACAAGGAGCGCGAGAAGGAGAAGGACAAAGACAAGGAGCGCGAGAAGGAGAAGGACAAAGACAAAGAGCGCGAGAAGGAGCGCGACAAGGAGCGCGACAAAGAGCUGAAGCGGAAGGAGGGCGACGAUGCGAUGCCGCGGAGGAGGGCUCGACUGUCGAAUGAUGCCGAAGAGUACUGCCAUUGCUUGAGAAUUCAAUAUACACAAAAUUUUUCGGCGACGCGAAAGCAGCGCGACGUGGAGGAGCGCGAGAAAAAGGAGAAGACCCUCGAGAAGGAGGCUGCCGAUCUGCGAAAAAAGAUUAGCCAGGGAACACACGAGCCGCGGCCCCGACGCGAGGUCAGCGAAGAGUGUCUCGACAAGAAAGACCUGCCUGCCAGCCCGGUGUCGACUGCGCGCGGCGCCGCGCCGAGGCUCGUUUCAAAACAAUUGUCGCAAGAGGCGCUGGUGGAGAAUGUGGUGGAUCGGCGGAACGGAUCGAGAGAAGUGGCCAAAGAUGGGGAUGAUGACAAGGCGAUUGGGCGGAGACAGAAAAAGGAAACGUCAAUCGACGACGAGUGUCAGCCGGUGGCCCGAAAGAAGAAGGUCGGAUCCCGGAAGAAGCAGCCGCCAAAGCAACAAGCCUACGAGGACCAGGCGGAACCGAUCCAAUCCACCGAAGAUAUUGUCAAGAAAUGGGCCCGCCUAUCCACCGAACAGCUCACCAUGGCACAGCGGCAGCCCGACACGACCGAUCUGUGGGAGCGCAAGGUGGACGACAUGGAAAAGUGCGAGGACCAGUACGAUUUCCGGGCCUGCGCCCGCAACACGGCCAUCAGCUACUUUCAAAUGAUGUGCAUGCCAGGAUAUUCGGAUGGCGUACGGCGCCGUAUCACCAAGGCCCUCAACGAUCAGAACUCGCCGAAAACCGAGCGAUCCGACGUCGAGACGGCCAACCUUGCUGAUGAGGAUUCCGACGAGCAGCGCGGCCUGAAAUUCCAGCGCACCGUCACGCGUAUCACCUUUAACGUGACGAAGCCGUCGGAGCAGAAGACGGACACGUUCAGCUACGAUGAGCAGCCGAUGACCAAGGCUUCGCGCGACAGCGGCACCGAGAAGAAGCGCUCGGCCCGAUCGCCCGGUCGCAAU